AUGUGCUUUAGUCGGGUCGGACCAUUUUCAGAUGUCAAUGAGUCAAUCAAACUAACCGGCUGGACCGUUCUAUUAUUCUCUCCGUUUAAUCACAGACACCAAUUUUUCCGUCAUCGUUCACUGUCUCUCUCCCUGUGUUCAUCAUAUGAGCUUCCAUCCUCCAUAGCAAUUUACAGACUGUAUUGCUUUUUGUCGAAGGAUCAAUAA
This is a messenger RNA of Lactuca virosa, 207 nucleotides long. The record is from the annotation of a GenBank genome assembly. Lineage: Eukaryota; Viridiplantae; Streptophyta; Magnoliopsida; Asterales; Asteraceae.